This is a messenger RNA of Sinocyclocheilus rhinocerous, 950 nucleotides long. RefSeq lists its product as uncharacterized. The record is from RefSeq and is a predicted model, not a curated record. Lineage: Eukaryota; Metazoa; Chordata; Actinopteri; Cypriniformes; Cyprinidae. Bases 21 to 602 code for a protein of 193 amino acids. The transcript has 4 exons.
CCCUGAGGGAGGACAAGAAGAUGAGUGUCACCAAUCAUCACUCCUUCAACAUCCUGACCAUCAUCUUCCUCGUUCUGUCUACUACAGCUCUCUCUGCUCAUUUUCGGGUGUGUGAGCCUUACACCGACCACAAAGGGCGCUACCACUUUGGAUUCCACUGUCCUCGUCUCUCAGACAACAAGACGUACAUGUUCUGCUGCCACCAUAACAACACGGCCUUCAAGUACUGCUGCAACGAUACUGAGUUUCAAACAGUCAUGCAGGUCAACCUGACCACGUCUCCAGACGGCUACGCUCACAACAAUUACUCUGCAUUAAUCGGCGUGUGGAUCUAUGGAUUCUUCGUCAUGGUGCUGCUAGCGCUUGAUUUUCUGUAUUACUCGGCCAUGAACUAUGAGGUGUGUCGAGUUUAUCUGGAGAAGUGCGGGUUGGGCGGCCGCUGGCUGAAACAGGCCCGAGGUCAGUGGCACGGAGACGGACGGCCCGCUCAACCCGCAGCUCCGUCACAACCUCAAGAGCAACAUCAUGAACACAGCUGCAGUCAGAUCAGACACAGCCUGACGAGCCCGGGACAGACCGCACACAAUACCACAACAGCCUGAGACUGACCAUAUGUAAGGACCAACUGUUGGAGUCCCCUGGUGAGGAAGUGCAUUAUGGGAAACAUACUGUAGUACAUGCCCCUGCCAUAUGGACCUACAUGUCACAGGGCCCGUUUGCCCCAAGCCUCUCGAUGUGGUCCAAAUCUCACAGGGCACGUCCUUCAACCUCUUGACAAACCCAGAACCUCAACUCAGAGCCAACUGGAAAUGGUCCAGUGGUGGAACGAGAGAUUCUGAAGAGCGGCUGCACCGAGAUUUGUGGAACUCCGGAAGCAGAAAUCAGACCAAAAUGAAAUUAACUUUGAUGGACACAGAACUCACCCUGGACAUCUUUGGAGGACCCAUGUA